This is a messenger RNA of Prorocentrum cordatum, 966 nucleotides long. Lineage: Eukaryota; Dinophyceae; Prorocentrales; Prorocentraceae. The record is from the annotation of a GenBank genome assembly.
AGCCCGAGAAGCCCGGUGCAACCCGAGAAAGUCCAGCGCCCGCGGGCGGGUGCGGCGUCGAGCGGCCGGUCCGAGGCCGAGCGGCUGGCGACGGAGGACGGGGCCCGCGGAGAGCGUGACGAGGGAAAUUUUCAGCGCCCUGCGCCGGGUGGCCGAGGACAGGUCCCAGGUGUUCUUUCAGGAUUUCACAGAUAUGGACAAGUUCUACUGCACCAGCGCCUUCAGCGGGGACCCCGAGUUCCGGAAGGUCUACACCGAGAUCAGCACGUUGCUCAGCAAGUUCGGGGGCGUCCCCUGCGAGCUUCUCGGUGGGGGCGGUGGCCUGAUCGGCGCGUGACACGGGCGCGGCCCAACGGACAGGGCUCGGCUCUCUCUUCCAGCGAGCUCGUGGCGUCGGAUGUCUUGGAGCGACGCUCACAGGGCGCAGGAUUACUUUUUGAAACUCCAACGAGUCGCGCCUGCGCCCUUUUUUCGGGGGGCGGCGGAUUGCUCAACGGCCGCCUGCGGCUGCGGGAGCUGCGCUCCCGCAGCCGCCAGGAAGGUACAGCUGGACGCCCCCAGUGGUUUCAAGGCGCGCACGCGGUGUGCGCUUGGCUGGGCCCUUUGUGUCGCAUGCUCGGCGCUUCGUUUCCGCAUCUCCUCCGAGGUGGGGGACGGAGGAGGAUCCCGAAUCCCAGUCCCUGUGGCUGGGUUUACCCGGACAGGCCGCCGCGGCCACCGCGGUUGGGCUGUCGAGGCCAACUGUUUACAAAAGUGUGCUGCGUCCGCUUCAAUGACUGUCCUUCCGCCGCGCGGCAGCGCGCCCCGCGCUGGCGGCGAGUGUACGCGUGCUCGUCCCGGCUGCGCUGGUGCAGAGGCCAGCGAGCGGACCGCACCUGCCCCAGAGGCAGGCAAACAGUGCGGCCCGCAACGGUUGGUCUGUGAAUCAGCCGACGCUUUUUCAUACGGAAUCUCUCUAUAUGCAGC